This is a messenger RNA of Ornithorhynchus anatinus (platypus), 950 nucleotides long. RefSeq names its product insulin induced gene 2 (gene INSIG2). The record is from RefSeq and is a predicted model, not a curated record. Gene Ontology annotation, cellular component: SREBP-SCAP-Insig complex; endoplasmic reticulum. Lineage: Eukaryota; Metazoa; Chordata; Mammalia; Monotremata; Ornithorhynchidae. Gene Ontology annotation, biological process: cholesterol biosynthetic process; SREBP-SCAP complex retention in endoplasmic reticulum; SREBP signaling pathway. Bases 1 to 723 code for a protein of 240 amino acids. The transcript is spliced from 5 exons.
AUGGCGGACGGCCGGGACGGGGGGCCGUGCCCGGGGGGCGGGGGCCGGGGGGUGAGCGUGGCGGCCCGCGGGGGCCUGCUGUUCGCCGUGGGGGCGGCGCUGGCCCUGGUCCUCAACCUGCUGCAGGUGCAGCGCCACGUCACCCUCUUCCCGCCGGACGUGCUGGCCGGCGCCCUCGGCUCCGCCUGGUGGGUGCCCCCCUGCUGCGGGACCGCCGCCGCCGCGAUCGGCCUGCUGUACCCGUGCGUCGACCGCCACCUGGGCGAGCCGCACCGGUUCAAGCGGGAGUGGUCCAGCGUCAUCCGCUGCGUCGCCGUCUUCGUGGGCAUCAACCACGCCAGCGCCAAAGUGGAUUUCGCCAACAACCUGCAGCUGUCGCUGACGGUGGCGGCCCUGUCGGUGGGACUGUGGUGGACGUUCGACCGGUCCCGCAGCGGCCUGGGCCUGGGGCUGGGCGUCGCCGUCCUGGGCACCGCGGGCACCCAGCUGCUCGUCCACCACGGCGUCUACCGGUACUCCUCGCCCGACUUCCUCUACGUUCGCUCCUGGCUCCCUUCCAUCUUCUUCGCCGGCGGCGUCACCGUGGGGAACAUCGGCCGCCAGCUGGCCAUGGUGAGCCGGCCGCCCCCCGCCCCGCCGGGGGCCGGGGCCGGCCCGGGGGCCCGGGGGGAGGCCGGAGAGUACGAAUGCCAAGCGACGGCGGAAAAGACCCACCCGGAGUGAGCCCCCCCCGCGGGCGGCGACGGACCGGACGCUCCGGGGACCCUCCGGCCGCGGCGCGGGACGGCCGGACCCCGCCCGGGGAGCCCGGACCCUCUCCGGGACCGCCACGGCCCGGCCCGCGGGCCCGGCGAGGGGAGGCCCCCGAGGGGACGGGAGCGGCGGAUCCCCGCACCCCGAGCGCGGGCCCCGGAGAUCGGCGCCGCCGGACGCGGGGACGGACGGACGGG